GUCGACGUUUGGAUUCUGCUGCCACAUCUUCACACAAAAUCCUCCUCUUGCCAUGUGGUGAUCGUUUGGACCGCACGAUUGUCACCAUGAAGCUCGCCAACACUCUGCAUGCCCUCCGCAACCAGUGGGUGCCCGUCUUCCACAAGCUACGCUCCUCGCCCGGGGAGGCAUUCGACUUCUUUUGGGACUUUGCCCGCCGAUAUUUCUUCUCCCUCGCUUUCAUCUCCCUGUUCAGCGCCAAGCUCCUCCAUCUCUUUGCCCAUCUUCACUCUCUCCCACCGAGCAAGUUCCUUCUAUGGGGCGUCACGUUCUUCUUUCAAGAUGUCAUGAUCCUGCUGUUGUUCCGGACCCUCGCACAGAGGGUCCCAUGGCGGCCCCUGGCCGUCCUGGGUGCAAUAAUUGUCAUUCCGUUUAGCUUAAUGAUGUCCGGAAUGAUGUCCGCGAAUACAUCCUUUUACGUCGUGACUGGUGCCGAAAUUCACUGGCGACAGGCCACCUCCUUCCACACCGAUGCCGCCGCCAUGCGGACCCUCCUAACGGGAUUGGCCGGCUUUUUGAUCGUAGAAGGCAUUUUGCUCGUCGUGAACUGGUUUGUUGCAGGAUUUAUCCAUCGGAUGACGGGAGGAAUUUUACACGUGUUGGCUUGGCCCUUGCGGGUGCUGGCGGAGCGUCUGCGGCCCUGUUUCCAUCGCGCCUACGGCAGUGUCCGGCGGCAACCCCUUCCCGAUCCCGAGAUAUACGAGCAGAUUGCGGUCGAUGACUACUUGGAUGAUAAGAGUGAUGACGGAGAAUCGGACCACUUGUUGAAUACCGCGAGCCCGACCCCGACGGACCGCCGGCGGACGGACACCCCCAUACGCCGAUUCGUCGUGCUGGGUCUGUUCGCCUCAUUCCUGCUCCUUCGCUCCCUUCGUCCGUGGGCGCCGGCCUACAUGUUUCUGUCGGGCGCCUUACCCUUGACUCCAUUCUUCGAGGGCGGACACCGGAAGUCCCCGGUUGAUGCAGAGUCCUUGCCGGGGGAUUAUGCUUGGUUGGAAGAGCGGUCGUCCCUGCAUCCGGCGCCUGGGUGGGACUGGAUGCCUCAGAAGGGACUCCCCGGGUUCUCGGACUGGGAUAAGACGGACAAGUUUGCCUUGCACUACACGCCGAGUAUGGACCCGUUACAUAUUUCCAAUCACGGGAAGCCGGUUCUCGACUCCCUCCGCCCCGUAUUGGAUGACCCGAAUGUCAAGAUUAAACAUGUGAUUAUGCUGAAGCUCGAGAGUACUCGAGGCGACGUUUUCCCGCUGAAGAAGGACUCGUUCAUGUGGAACCGCAUUGCCGAAUCUCACAAGGAUAAGAAGAUCCCCCAAGAGAUCCAGGACCGUCUUUCCAAUUUGACGCGCACCGCCGAGUGGCUGACUGGCUUCGACGCUGGGUUCGAGCACAACGACUCGCUUCACGCCGACCGGAAAGCGUACGGCGGGAUCAGCGCACGGAACGCCUUCACCACCGGCACCUACACGCUGAAGAGUUUGGUAGGUACCCUGUGUGGCGUGACGCCUCUGGUGACCGACUUCAACCGCGAGUACAAGCAUCACAUCUAUCAGCCGUGUAUGCCUCACGUUCUGAAUGCGCUGAGCCAGCAACAUGAUAUCAGCAACCAGACCGACGAUUUCACCGCGUGGCCCUGGCAUUCCGUGUGGAUGCAGUCGGUGACUGAGACCUACGAUAACCAGGAUAAACUGACACCGGCAUUGGGCUACAAAGACAAGGUGACCAAGGAGACGAUGGAAGAUCCUGAUGCAAAGCACUAUCCGGUGAAGUCAGAGGAAAUCAAUUACUAUGGCUAUCCAGACACCGAACUCCGGGAGUACAUUCGCGAUGCGAUCGACGAUGCGGAGAGCAGCCACACCCGCCUCUUCCUCACCCACCUGACCGGCACCACACAUCAUCCGUGGGGAAUGCCGAACGAUGAGUUCGAGGAAUUUUUGGGAUCAUCUUGGACCGGGCACAACAACGACGUCAAUCGCUACCUUAACACAAUUGGGUUUGUGGACAAUUGGCUCGCCGAAAUUAUUGGCAUUUUGGAAGAGAAGGGAAUCAAGGAUGAAACCUUGAUUGUAAUGGCCGGAGAUCAUGGUCUGUCGCUGCCUAACGACGGUGGCGUGACGCCCUAUGAUAACCCCCAUAUCGGCAGCUUCCACGUCCCCAUCGUAUUUGCCCACCCAAAACUUCCUCCAGUUGAGAUUACCACUCCAGUGAUCAGUGAUCAGAUAGUUCCAACCAUUUUAGACUUGCUGAUUGAGUCUCGCUCCUUGAGCGAGGGCAGCACCCGCGCGGCGCGCGACAUCUUCUCUUUGUACGAAGGCCAAUCGAUGAUCCGGCCCCUGAUCCAGGAAGAAGACGGAAAACAGGAUUGGCAAUUCACCGUUAUGAACACCGGCGGUUCCUGGCUUGCGGUGCGCUCGGCGGCCCGGCCGGCGUUCCGCUUGGUCAUUCCGCUGGUGGAUGACCUGGAGUGGCGAUUCACCGAUCUCGAAAAGGACCCGAUCGAAUUGAAGCCCAUUAAGCACUUUAGUCUCAUCGACAUGGCCGAUGAGCUCGACCGGAAGUACGGGAAGGACGUUGUGAACUGGCUUCGCGACGCGGCGCAUAUCACCGAAUGGUGGGUGGUCGACAAUUGGCACCGCUAUCGAUAUGUUCCUCAGAUUAAGAUCUCGAAAGAUGGCAAGGGUUCCAAGCGCAUGGAUUCGGAAGGAUAAGGAUUCCAAACGCUGAGUUGAUCCCACGAGUGGGAACAGGAAGUGAACACAGAAACUUCACUAUCAUUUAUCAUAUGGCUCGAUGGGCCCCAGGCGCAUCACCACCCGACCAUAUCCCGCGCGGGAAAUCAAGGACACUUGAUUCCUGGGGACACACGCUCCCUCUUGACAUUUGGGCAAUGGCGAAUAAUCUCUUUCCGGACUUGGCAGGACUCUUCUCUAGAGGAGAGAGUCCCUGUACACUAUCUACCGGGUUUUGUGUAUAGACUACGAUAUUUUUUGUCGAUAAUAAUCAAUUGAUACGCAUGAUGAUGGUUCGAGCGAUGUAUAUGUAUUUUUUAGCUUGGCUUCGGCUACGACUUCGUAGUUCUUACAAUUUCUUUGACUUGGUAAGGGAGAUUUCUCG
This is a messenger RNA of Aspergillus alliaceus, 3150 nucleotides long. Its product is annotated as sulfatase domain protein. NCBI's taxonomy places the organism in Eukaryota, Fungi, Ascomycota, Eurotiomycetes, Eurotiales, Aspergillaceae. Bases 87 to 2744 code for a protein of 885 amino acids. The transcript has 2 exons. The record is from RefSeq and is a predicted model, not a curated record. Gene Ontology annotation, molecular function: arylsulfatase activity.